AACGCCUACUGAAAAACACAUGUUGUAGUUACAUGCCACGUAAUAUCAUAGUUGACUUGUCCACUGCCAAAACCCACUGGUUCAAGUUGCUCCUUGGUCCUGGCGAGAGAAACUUCAGCAGCAGUCCAGUGUUCACGACUUUCGUAAGAAAUAUCUCCAGAAUGUUGCACCAAGCAAGCCUUGUCAAGAUAUACGCGACUUUCAAGAAGGAACUACUAGUCGCAGAAUCUUGGUCUCAUCCGCGAGUCCGCAUGAAGAUAUUGCUCGGCUGAAAAAUGAAUCCCACCAAUGCCUGUACUUUUACUUUUUGCUUUCUUCCUUGUCAGCACAGCUUCUGAAAUGCUUUGUCGCAAGCUUUCCUCUUGCUUUGAUGAAUUGAAAUUAAGCACCCUUUCAUUAAAAAUUCCUCUCAUUUUUUUGCUUUCUUCUUUUAAUAAAUUUCUAUAAUGUAGAUAAACCUCUGUUCCUUCAUCUAACUAUGGAGCGAGUGAAUAUCCGCGGACCACAGAUUUUCAAGGGGAAAAGUUACACUUGUGGGAAACUGGGGUUUUUGGGUGGCGGGGGAGAGGGGGACGUACUCAGAUGUAUAUACCGUCCAAAACUGCAAUUGCCCCUGUAUAGACAUAUUUACAGUUGGUCUUUUACUCUGCAUACCUCUGCAUACAGUUUAACCCGUUACUUUGCAUACAAAACUUUAACCCGCUACUCUGCAUAGAAAAGUUUGACCCGUUACUCUGCAUAUAAAACGACAGGCUAACCAGUAUACAUGUAGAUGCAUAAUUUCAGAUUUUUUUCCCACGAAACUCGAUUGUCCGCGGAUAUGUAGUCGCUCCACCAAAACAAUGCAAAACCUAACUUCCCUAGUAUAUCGUGUUCUCACCUAAACUAGAAAAAACCACAUCUGACCUUAAUUAGGCCUAGCGCUGUGGUGUGCUAGCCUAGACCCGAGAGAUGAAACUGUAACAAGAACUUUCAUGCAUGUCCCGAUGUUCAGUUCGCGGAUAGUAUACAAACUACCCCUAGCUACAGUACUACACAAGUGCAACAUGCACAUACUAACAUACAUAGACAAAUUUAUAUCUCAAACUAAGUGAAGCAGAUAGUAACUUAUGAAGUGGGAGAAGGUGCAGAGAAAGAAGAAGAAGAAAAUGGUUGACAGAUCGAUGAAUGCUGGUGAUUGAAAGGUGAAAUUCUCUUAUUAAUAACUAUUAUUAUUACAGCAUUAUUCAAACUACUAUAAAUGACAAAAGUAUUGUUGGCAGAGAAAUAAUUGACUAAAUUGAAUGUAGCUACGUCUCUGCUUGGAUAGAAUGAAAUAUGUCAUAAAAGAAUAGAUUCAUCAUUUGUUCAGGUGGGAUUGUUCACCAUAGUUAAUUUCAAUUUCCAUAACGUUAUAUACUGUAAAUAUAACUGAAUACCUCUGAAACGUCGCAUUUAUAGCUGAUAUCAUGGUCAAAGGCUGUUUCCACGUUCAUUCCUAAUCCAAUUCCACUCGGCGUCAGAAUGGUGGGACACUGUCGAACCCGUUUCGAACUAUGACCCACCAGGAUACCGAUACGAACAAAGGUAUCUGUAUCCGAACACCGAGUGUCCUGAUAAAACCUCUUUGACUGGAGACCUGCUGGCCAAGUGCGAGAUACAGUGCUUGGAAGAUGCCGACUGUCCCCCACUGAAUUUAUGCUGCCCUAAUGGAUGCGGGAGGGUCUGCGUCUCACCAAAACCGACAAGGACAGAUGAUUGCGGCUGUUCGGUGACCUUCCUCACUCAGUCGGGGUCUUACUACGAAUACUAUGAUAGGUACAUUUAUGAGUACGAUUACUAUGAUUACCAUGACCCCAGCUAUUACAUCUAUAAUGACUAUGCUGAAAGAGAUGACAUCUUUCUCAUGAACUUCAUCUGGGAAUCACUACGAGAAAGUUUCACACCAUCUAUGGAACCGUAUGUCAUCAAUCCUGAUUUCACUGAUGUCCUGUUGGGGCCUUACAAGACUCUGUGCCAACUCAGAAAUGAGCUCUUGUCAGAAUCAUUCAGCAGUUACCGUCGCAGUCUUUCCAAAUACGAUGUGUUCAGAAAGAAGAUUAGAAAUCUGUUUAUAGUGACUAAAAGAAAUGAAACACUGAAAAAAAUCAGUGAGCUGAACCUUGGGGUUACUUAUACGACCAUCUGUCUCAUUACCAUUGGAAAUGUUGAGGUUCCUGAUAAACUGCUUAGUCAGCUGACUCACCUUGGAUUGAAAUCAACGCCGCUACUGUGUUACUGGUCUGUGGAAUCCCAUUAUGACCUACAGAACCUUUCGCAGAGUAUCAAAAAGAUCAUUAAUGACGGAGGCUGUUCAUGUCCAGGAGAAUCUGGUCCUGUUGGCCCUUGUAUAGAGGAGGGUGGAAAGUGUACAAAGGAUGAUGAUUGUGGAAGGUCAACACAGAUUUGCGACAAAGGAGUCUGCAAGAAACAAGACUGUUUCCCACCAGACAUUUUUGAACCUAUGCCUGAUAUGGACUACGAUUUUGACUCAAGUUUUUAUGACGACCCCAUUAACUUCAGUCCUUAUGAUUUUAGUAAUACCUAUUACCAUAACUAUGAUUAUUAUGCAAAGGAGUAUGACGAUAUCUUUUAUGACGACGCUUUUUAUACCGAUUUUGAAGCUUCGAUAAAUCAAAUAAAAAAACCCAGUGAAGAAUCCAAAAGCAUAACAAGACCCACCAUAAACGAGUCACAGUCCAUGCCAUUUUACAAUCCAAGCGGUAAAAUCAAGAGAAUGGACGGCUCUUUGCCAAAACAGUUAACCAACAGAGAUUCUCUUGACAAAUUCCAAAAAUCACCCUACGGCUGUUGUGACAGGAAUUACUUUCAGUGCUCAGGCAUUCCAACAAUGUGCCUUCUGGAUUACAGUGUCUGUGAUGGAACCCCUGACUGUCCUUUGAAAGAUGACGAAUCUGAGGAAGCCUGUGCUAAACGUGUCUGUGGUGAAGGUUGGUUCAAGUGUCAGUCAGGGGGAUGUAUACCAAUAAAACAUAGAUGUGAUGGGAUAAAAGAUUGUACAGAUGGUUCUGAUGAAUACUGCAAACAGCAACCUGAUUGUCCUCCCUAUCGACAGCAUUUCUGUGCAUCUGGUGAGUGCAUUAGUCAUUACAGUAUAUGUGAUGGCACGCUUAACUGCAGAAAUGGCGAAGAUGAGCUACCCUGCAGCUGCUCUGCCUUCAGGUGCAAGUCAGGUGAAUGUAUCAGCAAUUACGAGGUUUGUGAUAAUGUAAAUGAUUGUUUUGAUGGCUCAGAUGAAGAUUGCCUCAAUUUGCAGUGUCCUGCAAUUCGUUCAUUCAAGUGCAACAAUGGCCAGUGCAUUAGCAAAGAUGAUGUAUGUGAUAGGUUCAUUCACUGCUCAGAUGGAUCUGAUGAAAAGCUUGAAAUUUGUUCCCCCCAGGAAUGUUACUUUUGCCCUUCUGGUAAAUGUAUAAGUAAGACAAAAUUAUGUGAUGGAUAUAAUGAUUGUGAGGAUGGAAAAGAUGAGUCUGACUGCAAAGACUAUGAAUGCAGCAAGGGACUAUUUAAGUGCCAGUCAGGGGAGUGUCUUGGCAUGAAGGUUUUAUGCAAUGGUAGAGAGGAAUGUGUCGAUGGAAGUGAUGAAAUCUCUUGUGGUGUUAUUGACUGUCCUGACUCUAGGCCUCUUAAAUGCUCUUCAGGGGAAUGCAUUUCACCUGGAGAUGUAUGCAAUGGAAUUUUCAACUGUGCUGACAAGAGUGAUGAAAGUAAGUGCUUGACUUUGCCUUGCUUACCAAACUCUGGAGGAAAAUGCAACUCUGGAGAAUGCGCAUAUACAUACCGUGAAGACAAUGAGUUUAAGUGCGAUGGCAUUAAAGAUUGCAUGGAUGGCAGUGAUGAACUGAACUGUGGGGCACAAUGCAAAUUUACAUGUAAAACAGGGGAUUGUUUGUCACCUUAUGGAAAGGCAUGUGAUGGAUACCGUGACUGCCCUGAUGGUAGUGAUGAAGAAGACUGUGAGGAAGCUACCUGUUUUUCCAAAAGAGAAUUCCGUUGCAAUUCUGGUGAGUGUGUCUACACUCCUCUGUGUGAUGGAGUAGCUGAUUGCCGUGAUGGCAGUGAUGAAUUGAACUGUGAGGCUUACUCUUGCAGAAAGAAAUACUUCAAGUGCAACUCAGGAGAAUGCAUCUUUUAUGGCUAUCGCUGUAAUUCAUAUACUGUGGAUUGUAAAGAUGGCAGUGAUGAAAAAGGAUGCAAGAAAAAGUGCUGGAAGAAUGCCAUUCAUUGCAAGUCAGGAGAGUGCAAGGACAAGUACAAAUUCUGCGACGGUUAUGCCCAGUGCUUUGAUGGAAGUGAUGAAAAAAGCUGCUCAGACUUCAAGUGUCCCUUUUACCGCCCAUUCAAGUGUGGGUCAGGGGAGUGCCGCAGAGCCUUCCAUCGUUGUGAUGGAUUCAUUAAUUGUGCUGAUGGGAGUGAUGAAGCAAAUUGCACUGAAUUUACUUGCCCUCCUGAAAGACCUUUUUCUUGCCAAAAUGGCAUUUGCAUCACUUAUUACCAAGUCUGCAACGGUUAUGACGACUGUGGUGAUGGUAGUGAUGAGGUGGAUUGCAGUAGUUUUAAAUGUCCCAAAUCAACAUUCCAGUGUAAGAAUGGAAAGUGCAUUACUUAUUACACUGUUUGCAAUGAUGUUGAUGACUGUGGUGACAACAGUGAUGAGAUGAAUUGCAGUGCUGUAAAAUGUCCAGAAUCUUCUUUCCAGUGUAAGUCUGGGAGAUGUCUUUUUCUUAAGAUGAUCUGUAAUAAUGUUGAAGACUGCCCUGAUGGAGACGAUGAGGCCAAUUGCAAAAACAAACCGUAAUAGGGUAAAAGAACUAAUUUUUAAAGAUGGAUCAAUGAUGAUUCCUAUGAUAUAAUGUAAACAGAACUCUAUUUAGAUGAUUGUGAGGUGAAAACAUACCAUUACAAAGUGAUGCUUGAAUUAAAUGAGACACUGUUAUUGCAGAAGUUAAAUGUACCAAUGAAUAUUAUAAAAAUGCAAAUAAAUAUUUAUAUCAGU
Macrobrachium nipponense is the source of this 5032-nucleotide messenger RNA. Its product is annotated as low-density lipoprotein receptor-related protein 2-like. Gene Ontology annotation, molecular function: protein binding. NCBI's taxonomy places the organism in Eukaryota, Metazoa, Arthropoda, Malacostraca, Decapoda, Palaemonidae. The record is from RefSeq and is a predicted model, not a curated record. The coding region runs from base 1886 to 4834 and encodes 982 amino acids. Gene Ontology annotation, cellular component: plasma membrane. The transcript has 9 exons.